GCACUUAUCCAGUUAUCUAUUUCGAUCGCUACAUUUCUAUUUCCUAUAUCUACCAACCAUCAGAAACCCUAAUGUUCCUUCCGUAACAGUGAGUGAGGAAUCAUCACUCUCGUUUCUCGAUCCACAACAUCGUUGGAGCAAAAUUCCCAAUUCGCUCUCUCUUUCUCUCUCUGAAAUUGGUCUCUUCACUCUUCCAUGUCGGGUCGAGGAGGAAGGGACCGGUUUAGGAGGGAUUACCCUUCAAGGUACGAAGAUAGUAGGGGAAAUGGGGUUAGCGGGCGUGACAACCGCAGUGGCAACAGCAACAAUAACAAUCCACCUUCCAGGCACCUUUGGGUUGGGAAUCUAUCCCACAGCAUUAUAGAGGAUGAACUUGCUCAUCAUUUCUUACGGUUUGGACCAUUGGAGAAUGUGGCAUUCCAGCCUGGCCGCAGCUAUGCUUUCAUUAACUUCAAAAGGGAUGAAGAUGCUAUUGAUGCCAUGAGAGCACUGCAAGGGUUUCCUCUUGCUGGCAACCCACUUAGAAUUGAGUUUGCAAAGGCGGAUAAGCCAUCAACAAUUCCACGUGAUGAAGAUUACUCGUGGGAUGAGCGGAACUCAACAUUAAGGGGAUCUCCUUUCUCUCAAAGAGAGUUUAGAGGACGCCAUGGUAGCCCUGAACCACAUUACUCUGAUAAAUCCAAGCCGAGUGAUAAAAAUCCAGAUCCCAGUGAAGUUUUGUGGAUUGGGUUCCCAGCUCAGUUGAAGGUGGAUGAGUCAAUUUUAAGAAAGGCUUUUUCUCCAUUUGGUGAGAUAGUGAAGAUUACUACAUUUCCAGGUCGGAGUUAUGCCUUUGUUCGUUUUAGGAGUCUGACGUCUGCGUGCAGAGCAAAAGAUAAUCUGAAGGGAAAGUUAUUUGGGAAUCCCCGUGUACAUAUUUGUUUUGCCAAGAGUGAAACAGGUUCAUCAAGCAACGGCAGGAGCUCAUUUAAUAUUCCUCGUUCCCCAAUUUACAAGUCAAGUGUUCGCGAUGGAUCUUCUGAGAAUCUCAGGCAGGAUAGGAGCUUCAAUGUAGAUCGCAACAUUAGUUCUCCAAACCAUUUCCCAAAUUGGGAUUCUGAUGCUUAUGAUCUUAACAAAAGAGGUUCUUCAUGGGCUGGUGGGACUAACUCAUAUGAGCAAAGGAAAGUUGGAGAGAAGGGGAGAACACUAGGAGUAUCACAAGAAAUCUAUGAGGAUAUAAAUAGUCCAUCUAGAGAAAGACAUGCUCAUGUGGGUGAUUUCCCACACAGAUUUCCUCAAAAGGGUGCAUUCUUUGAUGAUCUGCGUGCCUUGCCUGAUGUUCCCUAUCUACGUGAGGCUAAAAAGCUAAGGACUGCUUCUCCUCCUCCUGAAAGAGAGCUUCCGGAGUAUCCUUUCUCUGAGUUAGAAAGGCAGAAACGUGUUUUCCCAAGAUUAUUAUCUGAUUUUCCCCAACAUGAGCCUUUUGAUAAAAGCUUUGAUGCUGGAAAUUUUACGUAUGGACAGACGCUUGAUCACCCUCCAAAUUCACCUCUGCCUCGUUUAGAUAGACAUGAAGGUUGGAAACCAUAUGAUAGUUUCGAAAUGGGUCCUGGUGCUCUGCAAUCAACUUUUGUUGAGAAGAAGCGACUCACACCUCAACCUGAUAGUUCAUCUUUAAGUGAGUGGAAAUGGGAAGGAACCAUUGCCAAAGGUGGAACCCCUGUUUGUCGUGCACGCUGCUUCCCUGUGGGGAAAGUCCUAGACAUGAUGUUACCUGAAUUCUUGGAUUGCACUGCAAGAACUGGUCUAGACAUGCUUUCAAAGCAUUACUACCAAGCAGUUGGUGUUUGGGUUGUUUUCUUUGUGCCUGGAAGUGAUGCUGACAUUGAAUUGUACAAUGAAUUUAUGCAUUAUCUUGAGGAAAAGCAGCGCGCAGCAGUUGCCAAGUUGGAUGACAAAACCACCUUAUUUCUUGUACCUCCAUCAGAGUUCUCAGAGAAAGUACUGAAGGUACCUGGUAAAUUGAGUAUAUCUGGUGUUAUUCUGAGGUUGGAGAAUCCUGGUUUAAAUCAUGGUCCAGUACACGUUCAAGAAGAAAUGACAAAUGAAAACCUGGUGUCCUAUAAUGAGAAUAUACUGCAUUCAAAGUCAUCAUUUCCGUCAGCACGUGUACCUACAUCUCCGUCUAUUUCAGAAUUGGGUAGUUCUGGAACCAGCAAUCUUUCAUUUAUCGGAAAUAAAUUUGCAGCAGCUUCUGAUUCAGCUCGUGCCAUGGUUAUUAACAUGUCUGAGUCUCAUGAUGAAAGAGGUCGUGACUAUCCUCCUAUCCAGCAACGGAUGUCUGGACCAAAUUGGUCUUCGCAUAAUCUGCAGAACUUAAUCUCUAGUAGAACUUUAUCAUUGCAAUCAUCAAGUGGUGCCGUUGAACCUCUUGCCGAAGAACGCCAACCCAUCAUUCCAAGGGUAGUGCCAGAUGUAAACUCAAUUCAACAUUCCAGUGGAAUCUCUGGUAUUCCAUUUUAUGGUAACAGCAAGUCAUCUUACCCUGAUAUAAGACAUUUAGAUCCUUUAUCAGUGCCUGUGGGAGCCCUUCAACCCGAACAGCUUGCGCAAUUAGCUGCAACUCUUCUUGAGCAGCAGAGGCAAUCAGGAAGCUCUCUAAGUGCAUCUGCAUCAGGUGAUCCUAGGCAGAUUAACAGAUUUAAUGUGUCGGACACCUCAUCCAGACCAUCCCAGAAAUAUGCUACCGAAAACAAUCUGGUGAAUUCUGAUCUCUCAACAUCUCAGUUUGGUCAAGUUCUACAAUUACAAAAGCAACAGCAGAUGUCAAAUGUACCUCCUCUGCCACAGAUGGUUCAAAGGGAACCUCAAAGAGAGGCUAAUGGAAAUCAGCAGUUGACAGAUAGUAACUUGCAGGAAGAUGCUGAUGCAGAUCCACAGAAACGUCUGCAAGCAACACUACAGCUUGCUGCUGUUCUUCUUCAGCAAAUCCAGCAAGGAAAAGGAAGUUGAGCAGUGCCAUUAUAUCUGCUGUUGCUUUCCUGGUUUAAUGCUUAGCAUAAAGUACUAAAACGCGGAUUAAUGGUUGUUGUAAGUAGGGCGGUUAAUUUUUCAUUUAAUGCAGUGUAAUUUGUAAUAGAAAUACUCCAGGUCUUGGUUUUUUCAAUCAGCUUUUAGCAUUUCACUCAACGUGUCCUUUCUCUUUCAGAAAAGUAUUGUUUAUUUUGUUUG
Molecule: messenger RNA, 3213 nt
Organism: Abrus precatorius (Indian licorice)
Lineage: Eukaryota; Viridiplantae; Streptophyta; Magnoliopsida; Fabales; Fabaceae
Product: flowering time control protein FPA
Exons: 4
Coding region: 196-2994 (932 amino acids)
Molecular function (GO): RNA binding
Source: RefSeq, a predicted model, not a curated record